Klebsormidium nitens is the source of this 453-nucleotide messenger RNA. The record is from the annotation of a GenBank genome assembly. NCBI's taxonomy places the organism in Eukaryota, Viridiplantae, Streptophyta, Klebsormidiophyceae, Klebsormidiales, Klebsormidiaceae.
AUGUAUUUCACCGCUCAAGCUGUGGCGAAGCACAUGAUUGAGAAGGGCAUCAGGGGCCGCAUCAUCAAUACGGCCUCGAUUGCUGCGACCGUGAGCCCCCCCGGCACCGCGAUCUACUCGUCGUCCAAGGCGGCGGUGGUUUCGCUGACCAAGGCCUUGGCGGUCGAGUUGGCUCCGAAGGGCAUCAACGUGAAUGCGAUCUCGCCCGGCGUCUUCCCCAGCGAGAUGUCCGAUGGAAUCGUGGAGAGCCCCGGCAGCAAGAAGGCGCUCAAGGCUAUUCCCAACCGCAGGUGGGGCGACACCGAGCACGACAUGAUGGGCGUGCUGCUCCUGCUGGCGUCGGAAAAAGCGUCCGCCCAUCUAGUUGGUGUCAACAUCACCGUGGACGGAGGGCACUCCCUCUACGCGUUCAACCCGAUGGACCCGACCUCCGUCUUUGAGGAUCCAAGCUGA